Messenger RNA from Cephus cinctus (wheat stem sawfly), 4268 nucleotides. It is a transcript of the gene Ranbp21, whose product is annotated as exportin-5. Gene Ontology annotation, cellular component: cytoplasm; nucleus; RNA nuclear export complex. The transcript is spliced from 10 exons. Gene Ontology annotation, biological process: RNA export from nucleus; protein export from nucleus. NCBI's taxonomy places the organism in Eukaryota, Metazoa, Arthropoda, Insecta, Hymenoptera, Cephidae. The record is from RefSeq and is a predicted model, not a curated record. Gene Ontology annotation, molecular function: small GTPase binding; nuclear export signal receptor activity; RNA binding. The coding region runs from base 246 to 3893 and encodes 1215 amino acids.
UCCUAAAUUACAGCUGUAAAAUUCUAAGGAGUACUCUAAACAGUGGAUUAAAAAGCAGAUAUUAGAACCUCAGUUGUCAAGUUUGCCGGCUAACGGCGGGAAGCUGGACAGCCGUCUGCGGAUCGCUAAGAGAACCAAAGUUCAAGGAGGCUGCAAUCCGGCGAGAAUAACGUUGAAAUCCUGCAGACUUUAUAUCCUCUUCAGGCAAUUUAUGAUCGCGUCCCGGGCAUAGUAUUUUUGGGGCCAUGGAGGUCGGUGUGGGUGAUGUCGCGCAAAUAUCAGCGGAACUUGCACGAGUUGUGGAGGUCAUGAUGUCACCAGAUGUGCCUCACCAACAACGGCUUGAAGCAUACAAUGCUUGUGAACGUUUUAAAGAGUCAUCUCCGUUGUGUGCUCAAUGUGGUCUCUUUCUUGCCCAAAAAUCUCCAAAUAAAACUUCCAUGGUUCGACACUUUGGAUUACAGCUAAUGGAGCAUUGUGUAAAAUACCGUUGGACUCAAAUUUCACAACCUGAGAAGAUAUUUAUUAAGGAAAAUGCUAUGAAGCUCCUUCAGGAGGGUACUGAACCACUUUUGCAGGAAGAGACUCAUAUUAAAGAUGCUCUUUCUAGAGUGGUUGUGGAAAUGAUCAAAAGAGAAUGGCCUCAGCAAUGGCCAACGCUUCUUGCAGAACUUAGUCAAGCUUGUACACAUGGAGAAAGUCAGACAGAACUUGUCUUACUUGUUUUCCUUAGACUUGUAGAAGAUGUGGCACUCUUACAAACACUGGAAUCCAAUCAAAGACGAAAGGAUAUUUACCAAGCAUUAACAACAAACAUGACUGAGAUAUUUGCCUUCUUUUUGAGAUUAAUGGAACAGCAUUUUGCUGAGUUUCGAGAGAAAAGUUCUUUGGGAAGAUCAACAGAAGCUGCUGCACACAGUAGAGUUGUCCAAGUGGUUCUAUUGACUCUGACUGGCUUUGUAGAAUGGGUCUCUAUAAAUCAUAUUAUGGCAGACGAUGGGCGUCUUCUUCAGAUUCUCUGCCUCCUUCUUGGUAACCCCACGUUUCGCUGUUCAGCUGCAGAGUGUCUUUUGCAAAUCGUUAAUCGUAAAGGAAAAGCGGACAGAAAACAGUUAAUGAUUUUAUUUACGGAGGAGGCGCUCAGGUGUAUUUACACAGCUGCUACUGCAGUUGCACCACGUCCUGUCUUAAAUGACCUCGAUGAAAGUCACUAUCUAUUUCUGAAAAAAUUAACACAGGUCUUGAUCGGUAUGGCUACCCAACUCUGUUCACUCUGGGGAAAAGACGAGGGUUCUGGAAUUCGUCCUGCGAGUUUUAAUCUUUUCCUGGACGCUGUACUUACAUUUACAAUGCAUUCGAGUGUCACCCUGGCCCACCUGGCCAACUCAAUCUGGAUCAUGCUCUUCAAACACGACCAAAUUAAAGCAGAACCUCUCCUGUUGACCUACGUUCCAAAGUAUGUGGAAAGUACGGCACCAAAGCUCAUCAAGGUAUCCUAUCCGAAUAGUAGACUGACCAAUGGGGCCAGUAGCUAUUACCUUGCUGACUACGACUCCGAGGAAGAAUUUAAUGUGUUCUUCCAUCGACUAAGGAUGGAUCUACUAGAAGGUUUUCGACAUGCCACAAUGGUGGCACCCUUGGUAACGUUCGCCUACGUACAACAGUGGCUUACAGCGAAGAUAACGAAGGGGAUGACAAACCUGGGCCGAAAAAGUAAUCCUAGCGAUCCGGAGUAUCUUGAAUGGGAAGCAUUGGCUCAAGCUCUGGACUCUGUUAUAUCAAGGCUCUUGCAUGUGAAUGAAAGACCUAGUGUACAGAGUGGCCUUCAACUCCUGGAACUAUGCCUGGGAUACUCGCCAUUGGAUCCUUGGCUGCUCUCAGCUUUACUCUCCUGUAUAAGUGCAUUAUUUGUAUUCCUGUCAAUGUCAACGGGUUCGAUGGCUAUGCCUGGUGUUACGAUUCUACCCAGAGUCCUGGAGAAGAUCUUCGCGGCUCUGGUAUUUGAGGCACCCGGAGAAACCAAGAAUACGCGUUCAAGGGCAGCUAAAAAUGUGCGACGUCAUGCAGCCAGUCUUAUGGUGAAGAUAGGAUUGAAAUAUCCCUUAUUACUUCUACCAGUGUUUGAACAAAUUCAUACGACUGUACGUGGUUUGGUGCGGGAACCAAGUCAGCUGUCCAGGAUGGAGAGUGUUACUCUUUACGAGGCGCUACUACUGAUAUCUAAUCAUUUUUGUGAUUACGAACGACAAACGCGGUUCGUUGCGGAAGUCAUUGGCGAAGGGUCAACCAGAUUUAUAGCAAUGGGCACGGAGGCAUUUAAAGGUCCAAUAGAAUUAAUGAGAUCUAUUGGCCUGGACAGACCAGCCGUGGAAAGUGGUUUACAUGACUCUGCAGGAAGAAAUCGAGGGGAUUUAAUGUUCUGUAUCUGCACUAUCCUUAGCGUUGUGAAACGAUGUUCGAUUCCAGAGGAUCCCGACCGCGCAGCACGUGGCGGGUUUGUGGCAGCACUUAGUGAAAGUGGUAACCCAAUAUACAGAAAUCCAGCAGCUCCACAUAUUAUACCUAUUUUACCUACACUCUUUGCUCUCGUGAGAGCAAUGAAUGCUCUUUUCACACCUGCAGCUUUGGCUUCUUUAUCAGAGGAUUAUAGGAAUGCACACGGACUACUGGAGUCUGAAAAGGCUAAUCUCCUAGGGUUAAAUGUCGCUAGUAGUGACAAUAAUUCUGAAAUGGAUCAGCCAUCCUCUGCCCCUUUGCCUCGCAUGCAAUCUUUCCUUAGUAACAUUCACGAUAAUUGCUAUCAUAUGUUGGGUAGUGGCUGUCAUACUAUAGGAAGAGAUUUUUAUCAACUACCUGGUCUUGCACCUGCACUUCUUAACUCUGUGUUUUCCAACUUGGAGGUUGUUCCAGAUUACAGAUUGCGCCCAAUAAUUCGAGUUUUCAUGAAGCCUUUUAUAUACUCCUGUCCGCCAGCCUUCUAUGAGACUGUCCUUGUACCUGUACUAGCCCACGUAUCUACACACAUGUGCCAAAGACUCAGUGCGAAGUGGCAGUACAUGACAAGGCUCUAUGAGUCGGGUGGACUCGAUGACGCCAACACAGAUACUCAGGAGGUGAUUGAUGAUAUGCUCAAUAGGAACUUAACGAGGGACUUCGUAGACGUUCUCAAGGUCGCCCUGGUCGGUGGUGCAGCAAGUGAUGCAGCACCUCCGGAUUCCAUGGAUCACGACAGUGGAGGAAUGGCCGUGGAUCCUCCAUCAGCUAGAGGCAAUAGUGUGGUUGCUGAAGUGGUCAGCGAACUAGGGGCUUUUGUAUUACGGCAUCCUUCUACUUGUCACAGUGUGGUUCUCUGUGUUUUGGGGGCUCUUUCCUGGAAUGAUUCCAAUGCCAGUCUAAAGGCUACAAUGCUCACUGGACCUAUAGUUCGUGCCCUGGCAGCAGAUGGCAGCUUAACUCCAGCAAUGGCAGCACAUAUAAUGGUAGCAGUUCUCCAAGGUCUACAGUUACAUGGACAACACGAGGCGAAUCAAGGAUCGCUUGUAACAUUAGGCGCACAAAUGUACGAAUGUCUACGACCAAAAUUCCCGAACAUCAUCGAGGUCAUACAACAAGUUCCUGGAGUGAAUCCUGCAGAUCUACAACGCUUCGACGAGAAGAUGGCUGUGGUUAGCACCAAGGGAAACAAAGUGGAAAAAGGGAAGAAGGAUCUCUUCAAGAAAAUCACGAAUCAGUUGAUUGGACGUAGUGUAGGACAAUUAUUUCGCAAGGAAGUGAAAAUAGACAAUCUGCCCAGACUCGACAUAACCGGUAAAGCACGUGCACUACGGGUUGACGAGGUAUCCAAGGGACCACUGGAUACCGGUCUCACAGCACUUUUUGCCGGACCCACGUAGCAGCAGUUCAACAAAGAGCAGAGUGUAAACGAUUGCUCUUCCUUGACGUAAGUAUAUAUAAGUUAUUGUAAAUCGAAAUUCUCCAGGGAGAAUUGUGCACCCGCGUGCAGCAUCUACGACGACCUGGAUAAGCACGCGCAUCCGUAUUAACGGUUAUACGAGUACGGAUUCCUUGGAACCGUUGUACCAAGGAUUGUCAGUGGCUGCUGCGCAGCCUGUACCAUCCUUAAUAAACUUUUCAAGUAAUGCGAUAACGUGAAAUUGCAUUGUUGUUUUUAAGCCGCCUAUCACAAUCGUUGUACGUCAGCUUGAAACGAUGUUAAUCUUGUAUAUAUUGAAUUGUAAUAAAAAUGAAUAACAUGUCAUUGACAAUAA